Messenger RNA from Caenorhabditis briggsae, 144 nucleotides. The record is from RefSeq and is a predicted model, not a curated record. Bases 1 to 144 code for a protein of 47 amino acids. Lineage: Eukaryota; Metazoa; Nematoda; Chromadorea; Rhabditida; Rhabditidae. The transcript has a single exon.
AUGAGAACGAAUGACUCAAGGAGUUUCGUCUACACACUGCUAAAACUACAGACCAAUUGCACAGAAACCCUAUCAGGGACAUCUAAAAACAUUUCAUUGUUUAAUGAAACUCUCGAGACGAGUCACUCACAGGAAGAAGUGUGA